UUUUUUCCCAUUCUUUUUUAUCUCUCGCUCGCUGCCUGCCUGCCUGCCUGCCCUCGCGCGAGCGAGAAAGGUAAAAGGAAAAAGGAAGGGAGAAAAAAAGACAGGAACUAAACAAACAAAAUAAAACAAUUGGAAGAGAAAGGAAAGGAAAGAAAUCUCUGAAUUUUUCUCUCCUCUCUGCAUUUCUUUUAUUAACAAUCGGAACAGUCUUCGAUCAUCCCCGCUAUACGCCGGUUUUUCUCCCAAUCCGCUUCUGAUUCAGUCAAAUCGCUUCGCUUCCUACUUUCUUUACUUGUUUUACUCUUCUGACUCCGACCAUAGGGUUAAGGUUUCCUUGGUAUACCGCGAAAGAAAAAAAAUUAAAAAAAAAGUGAAAUUCUGAUUUAGAUCAUGAAAUUAUGAUUUAGGGUUAGGGCAACAGGUUCAUCAUCGGCAUCAUCAUCGGCGCAAAUGGAUGCUUCAGGUACGGAUUCAGAUGCUUACGGAGGUGCCUCUUCUAAUUCAAGGAGACACAGAAUACUAUCGGCUUCGAAUAUAAUCCAAGCGCCUCUUUCAGCCUUGUUAGAAUACUCAGGUCUUCUUCGUACAUCACGUUCUAUCCACCAAGAAUCCGACCCUCUUAUCCCUAAUCCGAACCUAGAAAAUUCCACUUCUGCCCUUGCCAACAAUGGACAUGUUGCUAUUAGGAUAAUUGGGACGGGAGACAACCAUGAGAGCGAGAGAGAUGCAUCUGGUAUGGUAGCGGGCCAACUCAGGGAAGUUACUCCUCAGAACGAGGUGUUUCUGGGGUUGGGAACAUCUGAUGGUCAAGGAGGAAAUUCCAGAAGCAGCGAGCUAGGGGUGGCUGCUGGAGAAGGAGAAGGUGUUUCCCACUCCUCGUCCAAUGGGAGUGUUAGUGCUGAUGCAGAAGCUGGGGAUGGAGGUGGGGGUGGGUCUGGAGUUAAUAAUAGCAGAGAUUCCUCCUACCAAAGAUAUGACAUUCAGCAGGCUGCUAGGUGGAUUGAGCAAGUUCUGCCCUUUUCUUUACUUCUCUUGGUUGUUUUUAUCCGGCAACAUUUGCAAGGUUUCUUUGUUACAAUUUGGAUUGCUGCUGUAAUGUUCAAGUCUAAUGACAUUUUACGGAAACAAACCGCUUUGAAGGGGGAGAGAAAGAUCUCUGUUCUGACUGGAAUCUGUGUUGCUUUCACGCUCCAUGUUAUCGCUGUAUAUUGGUGGUAUUGGAAUGAUGAUCUUUUGUAUCCAUUGGUGAUGCUUCCCCCAAAAUAUAUUCCACCUUUCUGGCAUGCUAUUUUUAUUAUCAUGGUUAAUGAUACUUUAGUUCGGCAGGAAGCAAUGGUUUUAAAGUGCUUUCUGUUAAUGUAUUACAAGAACAGCAGAGGCAGAAAUUACAGGAAGCAGGGUCAAAUGCUGACAUUGGUUGAGUACAUGAUGCUACUUUACCGUGCUUUACUGCCAACUCCAGUUUGGUACCGUUUCUUCUUAAACAAAGACUAUGGAAGCCUCUUUUCAUCACUAAUGACAGGGUUGUACUUAACCUUCAAGCUGACUUCUGUUGUUGAGAAGGUGCAAUCCUUCUUUGCUGCAUUGAAGGCAUUAUCUCGUAAAGAGGUACAUUAUGGUGCUUAUGCAACAUCGGAGCAGGUGAAUGCUGCUGGGGACCUGUGUGCCAUCUGCCAAGAGAAGAUGCAUGCUCCUAUACUACUACGUUGUAAACACAUCUUUUGUGAAGAUUGUGUGUCUGAGUGGUUUGAGAGGGAAAGAACUUGUCCUUUGUGUAGGGCGUUGGUUAAACCUGCAGAUCUGAGAUCAUAUGGUGAUGGAUCUACUAGUUUGUUUUUUCAGAUAUUCUAAUAUCAUUGCUAAGAUACGAUCAGAAUCAGAAUCAGAAUCAGGGAAGCUUUACUGCUUGGAUGUUCCUAAAAUGUAUCCAGAGCAGCCCUAUCCUGAACCUCAUCAUCAUCAUCAUCAUCCUCUAGAGGGGUAAAUUGGAUUGUUUGGUUUUGCCAUGUCUUGUCAAUGUGAAUUUAACUACGAAGUUGAAACCAAAACAACUGAUUUGGAAAGAAGUAAAAAAAAAAAAAUUGGACGUCUUCUGUUCCUUUUGUAUGUUGUAAUGUGAAAGGGUUGAAUUUGAAUUGAAUGUAUCUAUCUAAUGGGCCCUCUAAGCAACACGUAGAGUUGGUCUUAUCAGUAUAUGUUACGGUUCUAUUGGCGUAAAUGCAAACCUCUUUUAUUUUUUCUCC
Gossypium raimondii (Peruvian cotton) is the source of this 2243-nucleotide messenger RNA. RefSeq lists its product as uncharacterized. NCBI's taxonomy places the organism in Eukaryota, Viridiplantae, Streptophyta, Magnoliopsida, Malvales, Malvaceae. Gene Ontology annotation, biological process: positive regulation of ERAD pathway. The transcript is spliced from 9 exons. Bases 451 to 1851 code for a protein of 466 amino acids. Gene Ontology annotation, molecular function: ubiquitin protein ligase activity. The record is from RefSeq and is a predicted model, not a curated record.